Messenger RNA from Strongyloides ratti, 5946 nucleotides. RefSeq names its product Myosin head, motor domain and Myosin tail domain and Myosin, N-terminal, SH3-like domain and Myosin-like IQ motif-containing domain and P-loop containing nucleoside triphosphate hydrolase domain-containing protein. Gene Ontology annotation, molecular function: ATP binding; cytoskeletal motor activity; actin filament binding. The record is from RefSeq and is a predicted model, not a curated record. The transcript has 2 exons. NCBI's taxonomy places the organism in Eukaryota, Metazoa, Nematoda, Chromadorea, Rhabditida, Strongyloididae. The coding region runs from base 1 to 5946 and encodes 1981 amino acids. Gene Ontology annotation, cellular component: myosin complex.
AUGAUAGGUGUCCAUAUAAUGGAGGAGAAUCAUAACAAUCCGGACAUGAAAUUUACUGCUGUCCAAUCUAUGGAAUCAAGUUUAAGUGUUCUUCGUGUUAAACGUGACGCUAUCAAUGAUCCUAGUAUGCAAGCUGAAUGGGCUAAAAAACGUCUUGUCUGGGUACCUCAUGAAAAAGAGGGUUUUGUUGUAGGAUCAGUUAUUGAAGAUCGUCAAAAUGAUAUUGAAGUUGAAAUAUUAGACACUGGGAAAAGAGUUACAUUAAGUAAAGAUGAUUGUCAAAAGAUGAAUCCACCAAAAUUUGACAAGGUAGAAGACAUGGCAGAUUUGACGUGUUUAAACGAAGCCUCUGUGCUACAUAAUCUUAGAGAAAGAUACUUUUCUGGACUGAUUUAUACAUAUUCAGGACUAUUUUGCGUAGUUGUCAAUCCGUAUAAACGUUUACCUAUCUAUACUGAUAAUCUAAUCGAGGCAUAUAAAGGACAAAAAAGGAACAUUAUGCCUCCUCAUAUCUUUGCGAUUGCUGAUACGGCAUAUAGGUCUAUGUUAUCAGAACACGAAGAUCAAUCUAUUUUAUGUACUGGUGAAUCAGGAGCAGGUAAAACAGAGAAUACUAAGAAAGUUAUACAAUAUUUGGCCUAUGUUGCUGGUACGGGGAGACAAUCUAAGAUAUCAAAUAAUUCAAAAGGUGAAUUAGAGCAACAACUUUUGCAAGCCAACCCUAUAUUAGAAGCAUUUGGUAAUAGUAAAACUGUAAAAAAUGACAAUAGCUCUCGUUUUGGUAAAUUUAUAAGAAUUAAUUUUGAUACAGCUGGCUUGAUAUCUGGUGGUAAUAUUGAAUUUUACCUUCUUGAGAAAUCUAGAACAUGUCGUCAGGCUGCUGAUGAGAGAUCUUUUCAUGUUUUUUAUCAAUUGUUAAAAGGUGCACCUGCUGAGAUGAAAGAUAAUUUACUUUUAAUGAAUUGUGAUGACUAUCGUUUCUUAAACAAUGGUUUUAUUAGUUUACCAAAUGUCGAUGACUCUACAGAAUUUAAUAACACUAUUAAAUCAAUGGAAAUUAUGGGAUUCCAAAAAAGUGAAAUUGAAUCAAUUUUUAAAGUUGUAAGCACUGUUUUAAUGUUCGGAAACAUUGAAUUUGCUCAAGAAAAAAAAUCUGAUCAAGCCUUGAUUGUAGAUGAUAGUGUUGCUCAAAAAGUUUGUCAUUUAUUGGGCAUUCCUCUUCAAGAUUUCAGUAGAGCUUUAUUAAAGCCAAAAAUUAAAGUUGGUAGGGAGUUUGUUCACAAAGCUCAAAAUAAAGAACAGGCUGAAUUUUCUGUUGAAGCAAUAAGUAAAGCUUGCUAUGAACGCAUGUUCAAAUGGCUUGUUACUAGAAUCAACAAAUCUUUGGAUAGAACUAGAAGACAAGGUGCUUCAUUUAUUGGAAUUUUGGAUAUUGCCGGAUUUGAAAUUUUCCAUCUUAAUAGUUUUGAACAAUUAUGCAUUAACUAUACUAAUGAAAAACUUCAACAAUUAUUUAAUAAUACAAUGUUUGUACUAGAGCAAGAAGAAUAUCAAAGGGAAGGAAUCGACUGGAAAUUUAUUGAUUUUGGUUUAGAUCUUCAACCAACAAUUGAUCUUAUUGACAAGAAUAUGGGAGUUCUUGCAUUGUUAGAUGAAGAAUGUCUGUUUCCUAAAGCAACAGAUAAAUCAUUUGUUCACAAACUUAUUCAUAAUCAUGAAAAACAUCCAAAAUUUUUGGUUCCUGAAAUGAAAGCUAAGAGUGAUUUUGCUGUUAUUCAUUAUGCCGGAAGAGUUGACUACAGUUCUGAUCAAUGGCUUAUGAAAAACAUGGACCCAUUAAAUGAAAAUUUGGUUAGUUUAAUUCAAAGUUCAAAUGACAAUUUUGUUGUUAAUAUUUGGAAAGAUGCUGAAUUUGCUGGACUUGGUGCUACCGAAAUCAAUGAAACUGCUUUUGGAGCUCGUAGUCGUAAAGGCAUGUUUAGAACUGUUUCUCAAGUUUAUAAAGAACAAUUGGCUAGACUUAUGACAACUCUUAGAAAUACUGUACCACACUUUGUUCGUUGUAUAAUACCUAAUCAUGAAAAGAAACCUGGCAAAAUUGCUCCAUUACUUGUUUUAGAACAACUUAGAUGCAAUGGUGUUCUUGAGGGUAUAAGAAUCUGUAGACAAGGUUUUCCAAAUCGUAUUUUAUUCCAAGAAUUUAGACACAGAUAUGAUAUUCUUACACCAAAUAUUAUUCCAAAAGGAUUCAUGGAUGGUAAGGAAGCUGUUCGUAAAAUGGUUGAAGCUUUGGAUAUGGAUAAAAAUAUUUAUCGAAUUGGACAAUCUAAAAUUUUCUUCCGUGCUGGUGUUUUGGCACAACUUGAAGAGGAUCGUGAUUUAAAAUUAACUGAAUUAGUUAUCUCUUUCCAAGCAAUUGCUCGUGCACAUAUUGCUAAGAAACGUUACUUAUUGAGAAUUCAACAAGCUAAUGCUAUACGAAUUAUUCAAAGAAAUGGAGCUUCUUGGAUGAAACUAAGACAUUGGCAAUGGUGGAGACUUUAUACUAAAGUUAAACCACUUCUUCAAGUAACAAAUGCAGAAGCUGAAAUUUCGGCUAAAAAUGAAGAAUUGAAGACUGUUCAGGACAAACUUGAUAAAAUUAUUUUUGAAAACAAAGAAGCUAUGUCUAAACAAGCUCAAUUACUUGCUGAUAAACAACAACUUCAAAUACAGUUACAACAAGAAAGUGAGGAAAAGGCUGAAAUGGAAGAUAUUAAUGAAAGAUAUAAGGCCCGUGUAUCAGAACUUCAAUCAGUUUGUGACGAUUUAAGUAAUCGUUUGGAAGAGGAAGAUCAAAAAAUGCACGAGUAUGUUACAGAACGUAAACGUCUUGAAGAAUUAGUACAUGAUUUAGAAGACCAACUUGAAAAAGAAGAGCACUUUAGACAGAAGCUUCAAUUAGACAAGAGUAACGUUGAUCAAAAAUGCAGUAAAAUUGAGGAACAACUUGCUGAACUUCGUGAUACACACGAAAAACUUGUCAAGGAGAAGAAACUUCUUGAGGAUAAAUGUCAUGAUGCUGAAAAUAGAUUUGCCGAUGAGGAGGACAAAAGUAAGAAGCAUCUUAGUUUGUCACAUAAGCUUCAAGCUCGUAUCAAUGAACUUGAACAGGACCUUGCUAGAGAGCAUGAAAGCCGUGUUGAAUUGGAAAAAAUCAAACGCCGUUUAGAAAACGAAUUAAAUGAAAAUAAAGAACUUAUUGAUGAAAAAGUAUUAAAGUUGGAGGAAUUGAAUGCUCAAUUGGUUAAACGUGAUGAACAAAUAUCUAAACUUCUCUCAAAGGCUGAUGAAGAUGCAGGUCUUUUAUCAAAUUUGCAAAAGCAAAUUCGCGACUAUGAAUUGCAGAUCGAUGAAUUGAAAGAUGAUUUUGAAACUGAAAAAGAAGGACGUUUGAAGGCUGAACGUAAUCGUCGUGACAUUGCCGAGGAAUUAGAGUCAUUGAAGACUGAAUUCAUGGAGGCUACAGAUAAGUCUACAAUCUCUCAAGAAUUACAAAAGAAAAAGGAUAAAGAAUUACAAUAUCUUCAAGGACAAUUAGAAACUCAAGAGAAACAGUUUAAAACUAAACACGAUGAAAUUAAAGUUCAACAUCAACAACAAAUAGAUUUACUUCGUGAUCAACUUGAUCAAGUUUCUCGUCUUCGUUCACAAAUUGAAAAAGCUAAAUUAGCUUUGGAAAGUGAAAACAAUUCUCUUGGAGAAGAAAUAACUACUCUUCAACAACACAAAACAGAAUCUGAAAAAAAAAGGAAACAACUUGAAGUUGCUUAUAAUGAACUUCAAGCUAAAUAUUCUGAUUUGGAAGCAUCACGUAAUACUAUUCAAAUAGAACUUCAGAAAUUGCAAAGCGAACUUGAAUUAAUUUCUAAACAAAAAGAAGAUGAUGAUCAAAGUGUAUCUGUUUUAGAAAGAAAAAUUGCUAAUCUUGAAUCUCAAUUACAUGAAACAAAUGAAACUUUGCAUGAAGAAACAAAGACAAAAUUGGCUGCUCAAUCUAAACUUCGUCAACUCAAUGAUGAAUUAGUUUUGUGUAAUGAAAAGAUUGAAGAAUUUGAACAAGUUAAAUCACAAAAUGAAAGAGAACUUAGCAUGUUACGUCAGCAGUUGGUUGAAAGUAAGAGGAAAGCCGAAGAAGUUGCUUUCCAACAAUUAGAAGACUUUAAAAAGAAAGCUCAACGUGAUUUGGAAAAUACUCAGAAAGCAGUUAUUGACGCUGAGGCUGCACGUGAUCGUUCUGAAAAGUCCAAGAAGAAAAUCCAACUUGAAUUAGAAGAUGCAAAUAUUGAAUUGGAAAAUACUCGUGCUACUUUGAGAGAGAUUGAAAAGAAACAACGUAAGUUUGAUCAACAAAUAAAUGAAGAAAAAUCUAACUACCAAAACGUUAUUGCUGAAAGGGACAGUUUUGCUCAAGAAGCCCGUGAAAAGGAGACAAAAAUUAUGAAUUUGACUCAGGAUAUUGAUAGACUUCAUAAUGAUUUAGCUGAAAGUGAAAGAGUGAAGAAGAUGCUUCAAAUUGAACUUGAUGACUUGAUAUCAAGUAAAGAUGAUUAUGGAAAGAAUGUACAUGAGUUAGAGAAAACUAAACGUGCUCUUGAAGCAGAACUUUUGAACUAUAAAAAUCAAGUUGAAGAACUUGAUGAUGCUCUACAACUGUCUGAAGACAAUUGUUUAAGAUUGGAAGUUAACCUUCAAGCAAUAAAAGCUGAAUACGAUAGAAAUCAUGCUAAUAAGGAAAAUGAAGCUGAGGAAAAACGUAAGAAUCUUCAGAAGACAAUUCGUGAAAUGGAAGAGGAAUUGGAAAAUGAAAGACGCAGCAAAUUAGCUGCAACCAAUCAACGUAAAAAACUUGAAUCUCAAUUAGCUGAAAUGGAACUUCAAUUAGAAGGAUCUACAAAAUUAAAGGAUGAUUAUAAUAAACAAAUUAAAAAGCUUCAACAAAUGUUACGUGAUGCUCAACAAGAUAUGGAAGAAUCUCGUCAAAGUCGUGAAGCAAUGAGUAAUACUCUUAAAGAUUGCGAAAGAAAAUUACGUACUCUUGAGAAUGAUCAUUCUGCAUUGACUGAACAGUACAAUGCUGUAUUAACUCAAAAAAGAAAUCUUGAAGCAGAAAUUGUAGAACUUGAAGAAAAUCAAGGUAAAUUGGGGACUUUUUCACCAGAAGAAAAAAGACGCUUGGAAAGUAAGAUUUCUCAACUUGAAUUUGAAUUAGAAGAUGAACAGGCAAAUGCUGACUUAGCACAAGAAAAAUUGAGGAAAGCUCAAAUGCAGUUAGAACAAAUGACUUCUGAUUUAUCAAUGGAAAGAAAUUUGUGUCAAACUUUAGAGACUGAUAAGCAAACUUUGGAAAAAACUAAUCGUGAGUUAAAAACAAAGAUAGCUGAAUUAGAAACUCAAGCUCAAACAAGAUCUCGUGCUCAAGUAGCGAACUUAGAAGCAAAAAUUGCAUUUUUGGAAGAACAACUUGCCGCUGAAACAGGUGAGCGUUCCAGUUUAUCUCGUACCAUUCGCCGUCUUGAAAAGAAAUUGAAUGAAUCUAAUCUUCAAUUAGAAGAUGAAAAAAGAAUUUCAGAACAAGCUAAAGAAGAAGCUGAACGUGUAUCAUUACGUCAUCGUCAAAUGCGUAGGCAGAUGGAUGAACUUGAAGAAGAAUUGUCACGUGAAAAAGCAAAGUCAAGAAAUCUUCAAAGAGAGAUUGAUGAUAUCAGUGAAGCAAAUGAUACUCUGAAAAGAGAUAAUGCUCAACUUCGUUCUUCAGCAGUAAAUCGUAGACAUGCUGGAUUACACGCUGGUUUAAGACCUGUUUCUGGAAGUAGAAAUGGUUUAGCAUCAAAGACAAACAGCAGUAGUGAUAACCUUCCAGGAAAUGACGAUGCUGAGAGUGUUGGUACUGAUGGGACAUUUUAA